UUCUGCGCUUGUCAUCAUGGCGACGCGGGGCCAUGUGCAGGACCCUAACGACCGGCGCCUCCGGCCCAUUUACGAUUAUCUUGAUAAUGGAAAUAAUAAAAUGGCAAUCCAGCAAGCUGAUAAACUGUUGAAGAAACACAAGGAUCUUCACUGUGCGAAGGUUCUCAAGGCCAUUGGUUUACAGAGAACCGGAAAACAGGAAGAAGCCUUCACCUUGGCUCAGGAGGUGGCUGCCCUUGAGCCCACAGAUGACAACUCCCUGCAGGCCCUGACAAUCCUCUACCGAGAGAUGCACCGGCCGGAGUUAGUCACAAAACUCUAUGAGGCGGCUGUGAAGAAAGUCCCCAACAGUGAGGAGUACCACUCUCACCUCUUCAUGGCCUAUGCCAGGGUGGGCGAGUACAAGAAGAUGCAGCAGGCUGGCAUGGCUCUGUAUAAGAUUGUCCCCAAAAACCCGUACUACUUUUGGUCCGUGAUGAGCUUAAUCAUGCAAUCUAUAUCUGCACGAGAUGAAAACCUCUCGAAAACCAUGUUUCUGCCGCUGGCAGAAAGGAUGGUAGAGAAAAUGGUGAAGGAAGACAAGAUUGAGGCUGAAGCUGAGGUUGAACUUUAUUAUAUGAUCCUGGAGCGCUUGGGAAAGUACCAGGAAGCCCUGGACGUCAUUAGAGGGAAAUUAGGAGAGAAGUUGACAAGUGAAAUCCAGAGUCGGGAGAACAAAUGCAUGGCCAUGUACAAGAAACUGAGCAAGUGGCCUGAGUGCAACGCCCUUUCCCGACGCCUCCUGCUGAAAAACUCAGAUGACUGGCAGUUCUAUCUGACUUAUUUCGAUUCUGUCUUUCGACUGAUUGAAGAAGCCUGGACGCCUCCUGCUGAAGGGGAACACUCCUUAGAAGGGGAAGUACACUGCUCUGCAGAAGAUGCCGUGAAGUUUAUAGAGGACAGGAUAACGGAGGCAUCGCAAAGCUCCCGACAUGUCCGAGGCCCACACCUAGCUAAGCUGGAGCUCAUCAGGCGCCUGCGGACCCAGGGCUGUAAUGAUGAGUACAAGCUGGGUGACCCAGAAGAGUUAAUGUUCCAGUAUUUCAAGAAGUUCGGGGAUAAGCCAUGCUGCUUCACAGACCUGAAGGUGUUUGUUGACCUCUUGCCUGCUGCACAGUGCACACAAUUCAUUAACCAGCUUCUUGGAGUUGUUCCAUUGUCAACGCCGACAGAGGAUAAGCUUGCCCUGCCUGCUGACAUCCGAGGCCUGCAGCAGCAUCUGUGUGUCGUGCAGCUGACGAGGCUCCUCGGCUUGUACCACAGCAUGGAUAAGAGUCAGAAGCUGGAUGUGGUCAGAGAACUGAUGUUACGGUACCAGCACGGACUGGAGUUUGGACGCUCUUGUUUGAAGACAGAGCUGCAGUUCUCGGACUAUUACUGCCUCCUCGCUGUUCAUGUGCUCAUUGAUAUAUGGAGAGAAGCAGGUGAGGAGACUGCUGUGUGGCAGGCCCUGACUCUGCUGGAAGAAGGCUUAACCCAUAGCCCAUCCAAUGCUCAGUUCAAAUUGCUGCUUGUUCGAAUCUACUGCGUGCUGGGUGCAUUUGAACCAGUGGUGGAUCUUUACUCCAGCCUUGAUGCUAAGCAUAUCCAGCACGACACCAUUGGCUAUCUUCUGACCCGAUAUGCUGCAUCCCUGGGUCAGUAUGCUGCUGCCUCCCAGUCCUGUAACUUCGCACUCAGGUUUUUCCACUCCAACCAGAAAGAUACCUCAGAAUACAUUAUUCAAGCUUACAAAUAUGGUGCAUUUGAGAAGAUCCCAGAGUUUAUCGCUUUUAGGAACAGGCUGAAUAAUUCUCUCCACUUUGCACAAGUGCGCACUGAACGGAUGCUGUUAGACCUUCUACUUGAAGCAAACAUAUCAACUAGCUUGGCAGAAAGUAUCAAAUCAAUGAAUCUGAGGCCAGAGGAGGAUGAUGUCCCCUGGGAAGACUUGCGUGACAACAGAGACUUGGAUGUUUUCUUCAGCUGGGAUCCAAAGGACAGGAAUGUUUCUGAAGAGCAUAAGAAACUCUCCUUGGAGGAGGAGACCAUGUGGUUAAGAAUUCGCUCCUUAACGUUGAGGCUGAUCAGUGGACUUCCAAGUCUAACCCACCCUGUGGAGCCAAAGAACUCAGAGAAGAUGUCAGAGAACGGUGUGUCCUCCCGGAUCGACAUCCUUCGUUUGCUCCUCCAACAGCUAGAAGUGGCCGUGGAGACGGGGAAGCGGUUUAUUGAGAAGGAAAUUCAGUACCCCUUCCUUGGGCCUGUCCCCACCAGGAUGGGCCGGUUCUUCAGUUCCGGCUGCUGUCAGUGCCAGGUCCACUCCUUUCAUCUUGUCAGCGAUGUGUAUGAGCUUGACACCAGUGGCUUAGAGGGUACAGUGGAUAUACAAGAACGAAUAGAAAAUAGUCUUACAUCUCUACUAGAAUUGUUGAAAGGUGUCUUCAGCACAUGUAAAGGGGACCUCUUAGAAGUUAAAGAUGGUAAUGUGAAGACACAGCCUGCAGUCCUAGAGAACCUGGUCUUCUUCGUUGAGACUAUCUCUAUCGUCCUUUGGGUAUCCAGUUACUGUGAGAGUGUCUUGCGACCAUACAAAUUAAAUAUUCAGAAAAAGAAAAAGAAGAAAAAAGAAACCAGCAUCAUUAUGCCUCCGGUCUUCACCAGUUUCCAGGACUACGUCACUGGACUGCAGACUGUGAUCUCCAAUGCUGUGGAUCAUGUUAAAGGACUUGAAGCACACCUAACUGCACUUAAACUUGAGGAGCUCACGUUAGAGGACACUUGUGUCUCUCCGGAAGAAAGAAAGUUCUCACGGACAGUGCAGGGGAAGGUACAGAGCAGUUACCUGCACUCGCUUCUGGAGACGGGGGAGCUGCUGAGAAAAAGACUCGAGACUACAAAGAAACUAAAAAUUUAAGGAAGUAUCAACCACAGGCACCGAAGACUCCACAGCAGAUGACAAUACACCACCUUCCCCAGCAAAAACAACAUCUGGCUGGCAUCGUUCUAAUCCAGAACUUCCUCACAAAUGCAUGAAGGACUUUGAUCGUGAAUUAAUUUUUGAGGUAUUAAAUAUAUACAACAGAUUAAAUUAUUGUAUAUAAACCAGAAGCAGGACCCUCAUCUGGGUUUACCACUCUUUAUACCUGUUCAUACACACAGGACAGCAACAAGAGCACCCCACUUCACUCCCAUCACCAGAAAUGUCUGGGGUGGGCGUUUCUAUCCAAGCUGCAAUAGAGACUAAGUAUAGCGUCGGCCUCAGAGCAGGCGGGUCGAUUUUCCAUCAUGCAGUGGGGGUUUGGCUUUGGUACUUGAGCCAUACAAGGCAAAAGCAAGUGUAUGAGCAGACUCGGUAGCAGGGCCCUUCCCUUAGUGGCAGGUUCCUUGUGAGGUUCCCACAGAACCAGGAUGGGUCCAGAGGAUCAGGUAAGGUAUGGCUGAGUGCAUGCCACUGCAGGGCACCACAUGUGACCACAGGUGCUCAGUUUUGGCUUCAUAGCCCCAACAGCCAAGACAUCCCCACCCCCGCUCCUGGGAGAGCUCAGCCUCAGGGCAGCGAGUAAGUCUGAGUUCAGCCCACUUUGAGGAAGAAGUCUAAGCUGCUGAGACUGCGCCCGCUGGUCCUCUAGGGAAGGUGAAGAGCUGUUGGGAGAGGCUGUACAUGAUUUGUGUUGUCAUUUCUGAGUCACAGUCUGCAGCCGAUUCAUGAGUCACACACAGAUACGCAGAUGCAUAAGGAUGCCUGGAAACAGAUUUACUACUUCCUUUAGUGCUUUUAUGGGGGAGGUUUGGGGACGGAAGGAACUGUAUAUUAUGGGUUAACCUGGGUUUUAAGUUUUAGGUUGACAGGAUAUGUUUUACAGUGGGCCUGAUGCUGGUGUACUUGAGAACUGCAUCAGGAUGUACGUACACUGUUCUCCUGAGGUUGGAGGUCUGGCCCCUAAGCCUCCAGCUUAUAAGAGGCUGGUCUGAGAGAAGAUGAAAACUGCUCUUGAUUAUGUUGUGCCGAGCUCCGACAGCUCCUUCCGUGACUGUUUUGUGUCUGAAUCUCCUUUCCUGCUUCUGUUCUUGUUCCCUGUCACCCGACUCCUGAGAGUCUGUAACUAUACGGUGAAAAAAUGAACUUGGUGAGGAUUAGUCUUUCCCAUGUACUGUUCCAGCGGAGAGGUGACAGACAGCAGCUAAAGGCCAGCUGGCAGAAUCUCAGUGGCUAUGUUUGCAUUUCAUCCUUUAUCUUGACAGUCUUAGAUUCACAAAUCAGCAUAGUGGUUAACAGUAAUUUAAACUUGUGAGGAAAUGUGUACAAAGUACUUUCUUGUAGGAUGUGCUGGAGCUUACACCACGUAAUUGCACCAGAGUAUCACAUGCUCCAUUCCCAAAGAAAGGGCCUUUUUGAAUAAGACGGAUUGAAGACCCUGAUUUUGACUUGCCUUCCAACAAUAACUUGUGGUCCUUUUAUAUAGUUGUGGCCUGGUUCCCAUGGGACUGGGUGGGCUUUGCCUGCACUGCCCUGGCUCCUGGAAUAAUGUUUCUUGGGAUAUUCAAAUUGUACUGUGUGUUCAUGGUCAUAGAUGCUCUAAAACAGCUGUCAGCUGACCGUCAUCAGUACGGACUCCGUGGGCUGGCUCCAGGCAGAGCUCCUUCCUCUAAUGGUCUUUGCAGUCAGUCUCCUGCCCCAACAUGUAGGACCUCCACUGGUCUUACUGACAAAUGUCAUGUUGGGGUUAUACUUCCUGUUACUUGCUGAUUUUCUUACUAAAUGUAGCAUUUCAAUCAGAUCUAAUUCUUACAUUUUGAGAUAACUGUAAAAAGAAUGAAAUUAUGAAAUGGCCAAUAUCUUUUAUCAGUCUAUUCUUUUGGAAGCUGUCAUGCACUAUACAUUGUGUACAGUUAAAGUAUAUAUAUAUAUAUAUAUAUUCUUACUGAGUGAACGCCUCCUCUCCCCAUUCCUGGUGUCAUUAGCAUCUAAGAAUGCUCAGAGGCCCACUGCUGCUGCUGUUCUGGUUUAUAUGGGUUUUGUUCUGUUUUGUUUUUGUGUGGUAAAUUGAUAUUUAAAAAACAGACAACAAAAAAACCACGACUACUGUUUACAGACUGAAAAAAAUCACUGCUUUUUAUACUACUGAGAUCCUAAGUCAAGACUUUGCAAAGCAGGAAUUGGGUUCAAGUUACUUUGCCGUGGACAGAGUCCUCUGUAGUGCCUCCUCAUAGUGGAGUGUGCUAACCUAGGUGUGCUGCCAUCAUUUUUGUAUAUUUUCAUAAUUUUAAUUGUUCAAAAUUGCAUUAUGUUUUGCAAUCACCACGUUCAACCUGUAUAUGUCUUUCAUUUCAACUUUUUCAAUACAAAAAGGGGUUCAAUUUAUCUGCAGGUUUGUUGAAACUCUUCCUACUUUUUUAUGUGAUUUAUUGGUGUGGGGAUCUCUUGAGAACUACGUGCAGGCAGCAGAUCAGCUCUAACUGGACAGGCUGACUUACAUAAAUGUUUUUAUUCUAA
Molecule: messenger RNA, 5515 nt
Organism: Grammomys surdaster
Lineage: Eukaryota; Metazoa; Chordata; Mammalia; Rodentia; Muridae
Gene: Naa25
Product: N(alpha)-acetyltransferase 25, NatB auxiliary subunit
Exons: 24
Coding region: 17-2935 (972 amino acids)
Biological process (GO): N-terminal peptidyl-methionine acetylation
Cellular component (GO): NatB complex; cytoplasm
Molecular function (GO): protein-N-terminal amino-acid acetyltransferase activity; protein binding
Source: RefSeq, a predicted model, not a curated record